Anisakis simplex (herring worm) is the source of this 261-nucleotide messenger RNA. Lineage: Eukaryota; Metazoa; Nematoda; Chromadorea; Rhabditida; Anisakidae. The record is from the annotation of a GenBank genome assembly.
AUGUUUCGGACCGAUUCAUUGCAGGGUACCCAAUUGAAAGUGACAUGUUUUGCGGUCGGUAGUCGUGAUAAAGCGUUGAGCGUGUGGCUGAUACCGCACAUCGAUCGACCGAUUGUCGUCCUCAAUCGACUCUUCAAACAUUCAAUUCUUGAUUUUUCGUGGAAUGGUCUUCAUUUAACGAUUUGCUCGAUGGACGGGUCAGUGAAGUCGAUUCUCUUCAAUGCAAAUGAAGUGGGUCGUUUGAUGAGCGAUUUGGAAAUG